This is a messenger RNA of Vicia faba (fava bean), 3036 nucleotides long. NCBI's taxonomy places the organism in Eukaryota, Viridiplantae, Streptophyta, Magnoliopsida, Fabales, Fabaceae. The record is from the annotation of a GenBank genome assembly.
AUGCUUCCUCAGCGAAUGAAGAAAGCCGUUACUGAUAACCCUAAAAAGCUCGCAAACUUGAUCGAUCUCGUUAACCUUCCUCCCACUCUCAGAGACUUCGUCGGUCAAUCUCAGACUUCUCGAUUAACCUGUUUCAUGCGUAUUUGGUCCUACGUCAAAACCAACAAUCUUCAGGAAAAUAUGGAUAUUCUUAUUGUGAAAGCACAGAAGAUUGAGGUUAUAUGCUUAGUUGCUUAUAUAAAUUUGGUCAUUGAACCUUGUGGAACUCGCCUUCUAAUUGAUGGAAGGACUUGCUUGCUUCAGAAUGAUCACGAUCCAUCAAAGUUAAUUGGAGAGACUCCAUGCAAGCUUCUGAGAUAUUUGGUUGCAGACGACAGUCACAUUGAUGCAGACACACCAUAUGCUGAAGUUGAGGUCAUGAAGAUGUGUAUGCCUCUUCUCUCCCCUGCUUCUGGGAUUAUUCAUUUCAGAAUGGCUGAAGGUCAAGCCAUGCAGGCUGGUGAACUUAUAGCAAGGCUUGAUCUAGAUGAUCCUUCUGCUGUAAGAAAGGCAGAACCCUUCACUGGGAGCUUCCCAAUCCUGGGCCCUCCUACAGCAAUUUCAGGUAAAGUUCAUCAGAAAUGUGCGACAAGCUUAAAUGCUGCACGGAUGAUUUUUGCUGGCUACGAGCACAAUAUUGAUGAAGUUGUGCAAAGUUUGCUCAAUUGCCUUGACAGCCCUGAAUUACCUUUCCUUCAAUGGCAAGAAUGCUUUGCAGUUCUGGCAACCCGUCUUCCUAAAUAUCUAAGAAUUGAGUUGGAAGCUAAAUAUAAGGAAUUCGAGAUUAAUUCAAGCUCCCAAAAUAUUGAUUUCCCUGCCAAAUUAUUGAAGGGAAUUCUUGAAGAUCAUUUUUUCUCCUGUGCUGAUAAUGAAAAAGGAGCCUUAGAAAGACUAGUUGAACCUCUGAUGAGUCUUUCGAAGAACUAUUUAGUGAUAAUACAGGCUGAUGUAAUUGAACGACUCCGUCUUCAAUACAAGAAAGAUUUGUUGAAGAUUGUAGAUAUUGUGCUCUCUCAUCAGGGUGUCAAGAGCAAAAAUAAGCUGAUACUGCGACUAAUGGAUAAACUGUUGGCUCUUAAGGCUAGUCAACUUCUUGAACAAACUAAACUGAGUGAACUUCGAUCCAGCAUUGCACGAAGUCUUUCUGAACUAGAAAUGUUUACUGAGGAUGGUGAAAAUAUUGAUACUCCAAAGAGGAAGGGUGCCAUUAAUGACCGAAUGGAGGACCUUGUGAGCGCUCCUUUGGCAGUUGAAGAUGCUCUUGUGGGCUUAUUUGAUCACAGUGAUAACACCCUUCAAAGGAGGGUUGUGGAAACUUAUAUACGUAGGCUUUACCAGCCGUAUCUUGUCAAAGGCAGCAUCAUGAUGCAGUGGCACAUAUCUGGCCUUAUUGCUACGUGGGAGUUCUUAGAAGAAUACGUUGAACGGAAGAACGGGGUUGAAGACAAAACACUGGCGGAGAAACAUAGUGAGAAGAAAUGGGGAGUGAUGGUUGUAAUUAAAUCUCUUCAAUUUUUGCCAGCAAUUAUCAGUGCUGCAUUAAGGGAAGCAACCAAUAACUUUCACGAUGCACUUAAAAGUGGUUCUGUCGACUCAAAUAAGCACGGUAAUAUGAUGCAUAUUGGACUAGUGGGCAUCAACAACCAAAUGAGUUUACUUCAAGACAGUGGUGAUGAAGAUCAGGCUCAAGAAAGAAUCAAUAAGUUGGCCAAAAUACUCAGAGAGCAGGAAGUAGGGUCCAUAAUACAUGCUGCCGGUGUUGGAGAUAUUAGCUGUAUCAUACAGAGGGAUGAAGGGCGUGCUCCAAUGAGGCAUUCCUUCCACUGGUCAGCAGAAAAGCUAUAUUAUGAAGAGGAACCCUUGUUGCGGCAUCUGGAACCUCCGCUAUCCAUUUAUCUUGAAUUGGACAAACUUAAAGGCUAUGAGAAUAUACGCUAUACACCAUCCCGUGAUCGUCAAUGGCACCUCUACACUGUUGUGGAUACCAAGCCACAACCAAUUCAAAGAAUGUUUCUUCGAACACUUCUCAGACAGCCAACCACAAAUGAAGGAUACUCUGCUUAUCAAAGGGUAGAUGCAGAAACGUCUCGUACCCAAUUGGACAUGUCCUUUACUUCAAGGAGCAUUUUUAGGUCCUUAAUGGGUGCAAUGGAGGAGUUGGAACUUAACUCACAUAAUACCACCAUCAAAUCUGAACAUGCUCAUAUGUACCUCUACGUCCUACGUGAGCAACAAGUAGAUGAUCUUGUCCACUAUUCCAAAAAAAUCAACAUAGAUGCCGGUCAAGAAGAAACAACAGUAGAGACAAUCUUGGAAAAACUGGAACAGGAAAUCCAUUCCUCUGUUGGUGUAAGAAUGCAUAGAUUAGGAGUUUUUGUAUGGGAAGUGAAGCUCUGGAUUACAGCAUGUGGACAGGCAAAUGGUGCUUGGAGGGUCAUUGUAAACAAUGUUACUGGUCAUACAUCCACUGUACAUAUAUAUCGAGAAAUGGAGGAUGCCACCACUCAUAAAGUGGUUUACAGUUCAGUCACAGUAAAGGGUCCACUGCAUGGUGUACCAGUGAACGAAAACUAUCAACCUUUGGGAGUUAUUGACCGAAAACGUCUCGCAGUAAGAAAGAGUAGCACCACAUACUGCUAUGAUUUUCCCCUUGCGUUUCAAACAUCCUUGGAACAGUCAUGGUCAAUUCAACAGACAGGAGUUCAAAGAGCCAAAGAUAAGGAUCUCUUAAAAUUAACUGAGCUUAAAUUUUCAGAGAAAGAAGGUAGCUGGGGUACUUCUCUUGUUCCUGCAGAGUGUCCUCCUGGACUUAAUGAUGCUGGCAUGGUAGCCUGGUUGAUGGAAAUGUGUACUCCUGAAUUCCCAUCUGGAAGGACAAUAUUGGUUGUUUCGAACGACGUUACAUUCAAGGCUGGUUCUUUUGGCCCAAGGGAGGAUGCCUUCUUUAGAGCAGUAACUGAUCUUGCCUGUGCUAAGAAAAUACCUUUACAUAGAUAA